This is a messenger RNA of Colossoma macropomum (tambaqui), 2880 nucleotides long. RefSeq names its product sprouty related EVH1 domain containing 1 (gene spred1). Gene Ontology annotation, cellular component: membrane. NCBI's taxonomy places the organism in Eukaryota, Metazoa, Chordata, Actinopteri, Characiformes, Serrasalmidae. Gene Ontology annotation, biological process: negative regulation of MAPK cascade; multicellular organism development. The transcript has 6 exons. The record is from RefSeq and is a predicted model, not a curated record. Gene Ontology annotation, molecular function: protein kinase binding. The coding region runs from base 475 to 1713 and encodes 412 amino acids.
CUCCGUCCACGAUACAAAUUUCUAUAUACAGGAGGAAGGAGCGGUGUUUUGCUAUUUUCAAGUGUUGGCUGAAACUUCAAGUUGCCGAGGGGAGUAGCUCGUUUCGCUAGCUAGCCGGGUCACAAACUGAGCCAGAUCCUGUGUUUUUUCGUCCAUUCUAAAGAUUGAGACUACUGGAAUUUGUUUGUCUUCGCAGAAGAGGAUGAUGAGGAGGAUAGUCGCUCUUUUCCGAAUGGAUUUCACUCAUUGGGAAGACAGAGAUCAGUGGCUGCGGUCGCCCUUCUUAUUCUGAACUCGCCUUGUGGGAGACUGGAAGAAGCAUGCACCUCCGCAACCUUACACAGUUGGUUUGUGAAUAAAAACUGUCCUUUUUUGAUGCGAACGAAAAGAAAAUGGUGAUUUUUGCGGUUCGUUUCCCCGCCUUGACUGCGUCGUCGAUGCUGUUUCCAGGAUUUGGAUCCCCGUGAGAAAAAAAUGAGCGAAGAAUCGGCAAAUCCAAACAACGAUGACAGUUAUGCGCGUGUGAGAGCAGUGGUCAUGACUCGGGAUGACUCCAGUGGCGGAUGGCUGCCUCUGGGAGGUGGAGGCCUCAGCUGUGUGUCAGUCCACAAAGUCAGCCGGCCAGACACGGACAACUCCAGCGGUGUGGAUUUCCUCAUCCAGGGGGAGCGUCUCAAAGACAAAUCGGUUGUGCUGGAGUGUAACAUAAAGAGGGACCUGGUAUACAACAAAGUCACCCCUAUCUUCCACCACUGGAGGAUUGAUAACAAGAAGUUUGGACUGACUUUCCAGAGUCCAGCUGAUGCAAGGGCCUUCGACCGGGGUAUACGGCGAGCCAUGGAGGACAUUAAACAAGGCUGUCCGAUGUACAGUGACUCAGACACUCCUGAGGAUGGAUUACAGGUUAACCAGGAUCCCCCUUCCAUUUACACACCCAUGAGAGAACCAUUCUCCCAUCAUGGUGGAGUGGUGUCCACUGAGCCUUUCCGUGGCUGUUAUGUGCGUACCCAGCCCUUUGAUGAGUUCCCCAGCCCCAACCGCCGCUACCUGCCUCCUCAGGUCUCUUUCAACACCACACGCCACGUAAGCUUUCACAUGGAUGAUGAGGAGGUCGUUCGCAUCAACCCCCGCAAGGACGUUCUUAUCCGGGGCUAUGAGGACUACCGGCACCCCGUCAUGUGGAAGCAAGACAUGGAGCGAGACGAUGGGGAUUUCUCCACCACCUUUUCCAAACUGGACAACAAGAAAAGUGAGUACUUGUUUCCGGAAGGCCCGGAAGCUCACACGGGCGGCAAAGACUCCAUCAAAACCCAGCAGCCCUCUCCUCUCCUCAAGUCCAAGAAGUCCCGGAGGCGCAGAGAGGACGGGGAGCGCUCACGCUGCAUUUACUGCCGCGAGAUGUUCAACCAUGAGGAUAACUGGCGGGGUCAGUGCCAGGACGCGCCGGACCCCAUAAAGCAGUGCAUUUACAAGGUCAGCUGUAUGCUGUGCGCUGAGAGCAUGCUCUACCACUGCAUGUCUGACUCAGAGGGUGACUUUUCGGACCCAUGCUCUUGCGACACCAGUGAAGAGCAGUUCUGCCUGCGCUGGCUGGCCUUGCUGGGCCUGUCCCUCAUCGCGCCCUGCAUGUGUUGCUAUCCUCCCCUGCGGGCCUGCCACCACUGCGGAGAGGCCUGCCACUGCUGUGGGGGGAAACACAAGGCCGCUGGAUGAGUCCAGCCAUGCUACACCUCCAACACCACACGGCCACGUGGAAAACCGCCGGCAUCGUUUUUUUCAUUCACCCUCAGAUAGGUGAGGUGUUCUCCCACCCGCCUCUGGAGGCUUUGGAGAUUUGAUUUGGCUGAGAGCAGCGGAAGCCGACACCUUCAGGUCUUCUCGGGCUCUCGAGAGCUGCGUCACGGAGCUCAUAACGUGAGGAAAGGCGUUUACAAAAUGAACUAGGAGAGAUCACUAAACACUCACAAACAUGCAAAAAGACAAAAAAAAAGAUGAAAAAAAAAUAAUCACUCAACAUAGAAUACAAGUCACCAUGUCAGACUGUCAUUACAGAUAACGUGUAACCUUUGUGAAGGAAUAUUGUCUUUUGUACAGAGAUCAAAACUAUAACAAAGAAAACAAAAUAGUUGUGCAUACAGAGAAUCUGCUGUAUGGGUAUGCUAAAAGGGAUAUUUUCUUGCUUUUUGUGAAUUUGCAGUAGGGUAAAAGUGGCCUUUUCUUUCGACUCGAGCAUUCGCUGACCGUGUAAUUAUUAGACAAAAAAAGUGCACUAGAUAUGUUUUCUCCCAUGAAAGGUAACCCUCAUGAAUUCUAAUGGUACGUUUAACUAAAAAAGGAAAACACUUUGAUCAAGUUCUAGGAGUACAGAUUUUUUUUGUGAUGGGUGUGUAUGCAGUUAGUUUUUCCCUCCUUUCUUUUCACUGUUUUGCAAAAGACAGUAACGUCAUUUCUUUUUUGAAAUGGUAGUGUGACAUAUAGCCUUUUGUUAUGAAUUGUGCUAAUGUUUAAAAGACAUCCAUCUGUAAUUGGCUAAAUUAUUUGGACCGCAUGGGUGCAUUCCAGUAUUGAGUGAUUGUGGACAGCUGUGAUACGUCAUCUAUCCCCAGUCAUUUUCCAUGUCAAGAUUAAUGGUGUUAUAUUACAGUUGAUUGAGAGACCAAUUGCAGGAAUGCUCGUUUUUGCUUUCAAUUUCAUCUCGUUUAUCGGAGUGAAACUGGGUUCUUUUCAGCUUCUUAACGGUUUUCAAGCUGAAAUUGUGCUCAACCAGCAAGUUUUUUUCUUUUCUUUUUUUUUAAUUGACAUGGUACAUUUAGGCAUUAUUAUGAUUAUGGAUAAAAGGGUGUCCAGUUUUCAUUAUUAAACAAGGCACUUAUAUUAUUA